AUGGAAAAGGAAAACCUCUAUUUAGGAAAACCUAGACCACUUUUUGUAAGAUUUUCUGUUGCCAGCGGUGAAAUGAAAUCCCACAACUGGCCUAUACUCACAUUAGACUAUCGGGCCCAGUGUGUCCAACCGUUAGUUACGGAGCCUUUUGGAGGCUGUAUAGUACAGUUACGGAAGAGGAGGCUGUUACUAACUAACUGUACGGAGGAGAUGACAUCUACUGUUGUUGAUCUCACUGUUUUAAUGUACUCUGUAAGCUCAGUCAGCUCACUAGAAUUGGGACAUCAUAAUGGGCAAAAGAAUAACGUAGAUGGCAUAGUUGCUGAAUUUGUUAGAAGAUUGCUAACAAAACAGGCAAUAACGGCAUUCUCCGCAUUAAUCUCCGAACACGAGCCCCCUGGCCCUCAGCAACCUGCCUUCAACCGCCCAAAACCACCAAAAAUCCUAUAUAACUACCGUAAACGUGUACUGCAGUACUUUAUUAUAAUUGAGAUCAAGUUUUUUUUGAAAAGGGUAUGGGGAAGUGGAGAGAAAAUAAAAUGA
Molecule: messenger RNA, 543 nt
Organism: Lindgomyces ingoldianus
Lineage: Eukaryota; Fungi; Ascomycota; Dothideomycetes; Pleosporales; Lindgomycetaceae
Exons: 6
Coding region: 1-543 (180 amino acids)
Source: RefSeq, a predicted model, not a curated record